This is a messenger RNA of Toxoplasma gondii ME49, 27162 nucleotides long. Its product is annotated as HECT-domain (ubiquitin-transferase) domain-containing protein. Lineage: Eukaryota; Apicomplexa; Conoidasida; Eucoccidiorida; Sarcocystidae. The record is from RefSeq and is a predicted model, not a curated record. Gene Ontology annotation, molecular function: ubiquitin-protein transferase activity; protein binding. The coding region runs from base 2070 to 26360 and encodes 8096 amino acids. Gene Ontology annotation, biological process: positive regulation of protein catabolic process; proteasome-mediated ubiquitin-dependent protein catabolic process; protein polyubiquitination. The transcript is spliced from 17 exons.
CGUGCAGCGAUUUGUUUGGAAACCAGUGUUCCUUGCUUCCUCCCGUUAAUGUUUUAUGUUUCGUUGACUUUCUCCUUUUUCCGUGUCGUUGCUGAUAUGCGCUUCCGUUGCGUCUCCCCUCGUCCCGUUCAAGGCAAAGGGGGCCCGACUUGCGUUUCCAGGAAAAGUUUCCCUCUCUGUCCGCGAAACCGACACGUGUCCUCGUCUUGUGCUUGUUGUUUCUUCUCUUUCUGCUCAAACCGCGAAUUCGAGUAGGAAGGGGCCAGUGUCGACGAACAUUUCUUCCGAUACCGCUGCCUCCCGUUUCGAGCAUCGACCGGGGGAUUCCUUUCUGUUUCUCCAAGCCGUUUCCGUUUUUCUGCCGUCUUCAGUUCACCCAAGUGCUCCUUUCCGCCUUUUCCCAGGCGCCCCUUUGUGGGCAGCCGUCGGGAGAGAACCGUUCUGGAACACCCUCCGUUUCUCGGGCAGAAAACGAGGGACUGGCAAUCAACGGUCAAGCGUUUCUCGCGUUGUUCGACCGUCGGCGAGGUGUCUGUACGGCUCGGCGCAACUCGUUCUGGACUGGCUGACUGGCGGAAAGGCGCCGACACAGCAUUCAUAGAGAAACCGCGCCAGUUUUCUGUUUUCAGUCACAAAGCAAUUGACUGAGCAGGCAGGGAAUGAGCUGAGGGAGGCGAAGGAACGCUUGAAAAACGGGACACAGUGCGUCCGCGCAUUGCCGUUCUGGAUUCAGGCACGCGAACGGCCAACGAUCGUUUCCACACCCUCCGGCAUGCGGCACGCAGUUCGAUCUUCCAUUUUUCUCUCGAUUCUCGCUUUUCUCAGCCGUUUGUCUUUCGCGGAGGCCGCCCGCUCCUCUCCCUUCUUUGCUUUUUCGGUUUCGGGAAGCACAGUGUCCCCGUUGCAGCGGCCGUUUCGUCUUCCAGUAAAGCGACCCCUUUUUUGUUGAAGGCGAGCGCCCUUUUUUUCGAGCUGCUCCGCUCCUCUUGCAAACGCCACGGAUCUGCCAGGCGGACGGCCUCUCCUUUCCGCCCCCUAAGUUCCGUCUCUUCACUCACACACAUCUGGCUCUUACCAUCACGCCGUUUCGGCCCUCUCUGUUCGUUAUCUUGCAUGUCCUAUACGAGAUUGCGUGCCCUUCUCCGUGAUGUGCUGACAUCUGCCGCGGAUUUUGCGGUUUUUCGUUCGGCCUCCCGACCUCUGGUGUCCUGCUUUCGACGCCCUCGUUUCUGUUUUCCUCCUUUCCUUCCGCUGCUGCCUGUUCCCCCAGCGUCGUGAAGUUCCCGUUUUUUACGGCAUUGUUUUCGUCCUUCCUUCGACUCGUGCCUGAUUUUCGCUUCUGACAAGCUGAACGUCGGUUUUCCACUUCCCCGCUGCUCACCUCGUCAACUGUGAGCUGCGAGCACCCAAAAGACCAGGGCGCUCUAUUGUUUUUCCUCGUCUCCGUCUCGCUCGCUACUUUGUCUUGUCUCCUGGAGCGAUAUUGUAGCAGCUAUAUAUGAAUUUACCGUCUAUCGUGGAGACAUGGAGUUCCUCUGAAUCUAUUCCAUGUGAAGAGCUUCCUUCUGGUCUCUCGCUGUUCGCUCUGACCGUUCGCGAGGCCACAGACCGCCUACUCUGGACUAGGCGAGAGUUUCUGUCGAGGCGCUCUUCCUGUGUUCCCUCUGUCUCCAGUCUCUCCCUCUCAGCUUGCCUCCCGUGCCGCUUCCCUUCCCUCCCUCUCUAUUUCACCCUCUGUUGCCUCCCUGGCUGUGUAGCUGUACAAAUUCACCUUCGGAGACGGGCAGAUUCUCAGGUGCGAGUGAAAGUUUGCCGGAGAGCGGCGCGCCUUCUGCCAAGAUUUUCGGUAGGUUUAUCUCUGGGGCCUUGUGUGCGACCUGGAAAAAGGCCGGCCGCGGGCCAGUUUUUCUUUUCUCUUUUCCAAGAGGAGACACUUUUCUUCAGAACUCGGCGGAGAGGCAGCCUGGCAACCUCUGCAUCACACCGGAGGAGCCCAGUGGGAGGCUGAGAGAUUGAGGAACCGGCCGUUUCGCCUGCUGCUUGACUUCACCUUGUUUCGCGCAGCAAACAUGGGGAAGAUUCCGUUGAGCUUGAGCGACAACUUCCAGCUCGCGGUGUCUUCGCUUCCGGAGACGCAGCGGCAGCUGAUCGAGGUUCUCUCCUCGUGCCCGGACGAAGAGCUCCUGCACCAUCUGCAGCCGUUUCGGGGCUGGAUGUGGGAGAAGCAGGGCGACGUGACGGCCUGGGCGCCUGCGCUGAAUCGCUUCGACGACCUCAUGGUCGCGUACGCGCGACAUAAGGGUCUGCUCGCCGCCAGUGAAGAGAAGAACGCGUCGCCUACGCCCCAUGGAGACUCCCCCAAAGCCUUCGUGCCGUCCGACGAGCUGGUUCUCGCGGUUUUGGAAACCUCCUGUAUCGUCCUAGAGAACUGCUCCUCCAAGUGUCUGUACAGCUCAGUCGACGUCGUGACGAGCCUCGUGGACGCGUUCUACUUGCCCAUUGUAUGCAGCGCUGUCCAGGUCUUGGCAGUUUGCUACGGCUUCGUGAAGCGAAACCGACGCACCGGCUUGCCUCGCGAGUGUCCAGAGUUGACGGCGCGCCUCCCGCUGCUCUGCGAAUCCCCCGUCGCCUACGACGCCUUCGUCCUCACGCGCCAACCAGACCGCUCCCGCAUUCAGCUUCCGGGCCUCCUCUACGACAGCGGAGACUCCUCGCCCACGGAGACACCUGUGGGGUCCGGUGACCCUGCGGCACGGGGCCCAGGGCAACGGCGAGACCGCGAGCGAGACCGCGAGGCCGCUGUAGGGCGCGGGUCCUCGCGGCGGCUCCAGAGGGGCGAGGAGCCGAGGCUCCCUGGCGAGAGUAGAGCGGAGACAGAUGAGUUUUCUGUUUCGCCGCGGCGCGUGGAUCCUUUGACGUUUUAUCUCGCAGAGCGGUUUCCCCUCGACUUUGAGGGAUUCGCUGAGUUCCAGAUCAUCGUCACUUCCGCGGGGGCGGGGACGCCCACCGGCUCGCCCCUCGUGACCCCAGCCGAAGUGUCUCCGCACCUCUCCGGCCUCGCCGGAAGGGAGGGAGAAAGUCACGAGACGGUUCCGAAGAAGCCAGAGCCGAGCAGGGAGGCCGCCGCCGCGUCUGCGAAGAAGGACGAGUACAGCGCGCCGCGCGUAAAGACCGUUCGCAUCCCCUGCGUGGAACUGAUGUUGCCUGAGGCUUCACCGGAAGACGGGGGGGCCGAGGCGAGUGCUUUAGGGCGGCGUGCGAGCAAGGACACUGGGGCGUUGGAGGCGCUGUUUGACAGCGUGGUAAAGAAGUACGGGAUUCCGCCUCAGCAUUUCACGGCGCUGCGGCACAAAAUCCGGCUGCUUCAUGGCCUGCAGAGCGCGUCGUAUCGCCGCGAACUGCUCAACAUGCAGCUCUCCUCGCUAUCGUGUCUCCUCGUGGUCAAUCCGACGCUGUUCUCCUCCUUCGUCGCUUCCCACCCGUUCUUCUUCAUCGACUUUCUGCGUCUCCUGAAACACCAUCAGAAACUGACGCCGCGCACCAUGCUGCUUUGCGCCGAUCUCCUUUCCGUCCUCCUGGAAGAGCGAAACUUCUACAAGCAACUCGCUCCGACCCUCGGCUUGUUCUCUCCCCACGGCCUCUUCCUCUCGAUUCUGCGGCGCCUGCUUCGCCACCCCUGGGCCUCGCAGCCCCUUCGCGUGAAGCGCGAGUUCCUGCCGUUCCUCUCCCCCGCCCUCCAGCCUGGCGCCGGGGCCGGCGGCGACGUCCUGACGGGCGAGGAAGAGCGAGGGAGAGACAACGCGGAGGACGCUCACGUAGACAAAGAGUCCUGCCCCCAAGACGUGACGAUGGAGGAGGCCGGAGACCCCGGAAGGGCAACAGCGAGUCAGGAAGAAACACAGACAGCGACGGCGACGGCGGAGGGCGGCGAUGCGGAGAUGGGGAACGCGUCUGGGAAGGAAGAGAAACGCGACGAGGUUGAGGACUCUGAGGAGGCGAGAAAGUCGGGAGAAGAGCCCCAGGCAGGGCGCAUUGUGUACACAGUGUUAGGGGAACCGGAGGCGGAGCGGCGGCUAAGAGACUGGCGCAGCCGCCUCCAGGAGACAGGCGUCCAGAAGCUUCAGGACGACAUGGACCGCAUGCAGACCCUGCUGCACCUGCUGGCGGCCUACGCGUCGAUCAUUGCGAUGAACAACCACACAAUUCCGGCGUUUGUCCAACCGAGUCUGUUGGCGGCGCUUGUCGGCUUUCUGCGAAACCGGGAGCCCCUGGUGAUUCCCGUUCAGCUCUUCGCUGUGCGCGCGAUCGAGGCGCUCAUGGAGCAGCAGCAGCACAGCAGUAGCAGCUCCGUCAUUCUCCUUCUUCAACAGGACCUCGAGCUCGCCAGGCGCUUCGAGGAGAGAAUUCUCUACGAUGCCGCUUGCCUGGUUCAGCGCGUCCAAUUUGGCAUCUGCGAUGGACCUGAGCCGAGUCCGAAGAAGCGAGAACUGAGACCCGCGAAGAACGGAGCCGCGGGCGAGGCAGCGACUGGCCAAGAGGCCCUCGAGGCAGGUGGGCCGGGAAGAGCCGGAGCCUCAGGAGCGAGAGAAGAAGGGGAUGCAGAUAUGACUGAGAGAGAGGACGCAGCGGAAGUGGCGAAUUCUGCGGAAAACGACAUCCUCGAAGCCUCCAGAUAUCCCGCAGGAGGGACUGACGAAGAUCGCGCGUGCUACUGGCUGUCUGUAUGUGAGGUGGAAACUCGCAGAUGUCUGUUGAAGGCGCUGUUGAAGGACUUCUACGUCAUGACUAUGCGGCAGGGCCUCCAUACCGCCGCUCUGGGAAACGCGCGACAACCUCCCGCGUUUCUCGACCUCUUUACGGAGACGUCGCAACUCACAGCCCUCUGCAAAGACAUCAUUCUUCUGCCUCAGUGGUUCGGCCUCGGCUGCGUAUCCUCUCUGCUGACCUCGCUAUCGGAGGUGAUCUCAGAUGACCCCCUCUGUCUCUCUUCCCUCUCUUCGCUGGGACUUGUGCCUCUUCUCCUCUCUUCCUUGACGGAAGCUCACCUGCGAAACGACCAAGUGCUCGGUUCCAUCGGCCCUUUCCUCUCCUCCCUUGUUCUCCACCCCACUGGCGUCCAGCUCCUCCAGCGUGCAAGACCCUGCGGCCUACACCUCAGCUCGAACGCUCCCUCGCCUCUUCCUCUCCCUGCUCCUCUUCCCUCUUCUCUCCCUUCUCCUCUUCCCUCUUCUCCUUCUUCUUCGCUUUCUCUUUCUCUUGCCAAUAAUUCGGUGCCGUCUUGUGCCGCGGCCUCUGUGCCUUCAAACGCGUCUGUCUCCACCGUCGGCGGGGUGGUCCUCGCGGGCCAGGCUCUGGAGGUCCAGCGCGCGGCGAAGGCACUCGAGAAACAAGUAGCGAAUGCCGGGAACCGGAAUGCCGCCGACGCCGACCCUGCGGACCAGACGUGGAGUGUAUCUACACUCCUUAUGCGCGCCACCGCCGCCCCGCAAGCUGUCCUUCUUGACCGGUUUGGAGAAAGCGCUGCGGGGCUCGGAAGCUCGCUCGACGAGGUCCUUCGCAGCGUGGCUUCGGCAGUGUCUUCUUCAUCGGCCGCGUCUGACACAUGCACGUCCUUCGUGGAGCAUCUGCUUGUUCUUCUCCGUCAUCUGGAGAGACACGAACGGCGUCUCCCCCUCUGGCAGCCCGUCCCCCCCGAGGAGGGCGAGCGGCGACUCGAAGCGUCCAAGCAUUUGCGGCCUCUCCUCUUGGCAGACCUCGCGCUGCCUCCUGCGCCGCCUUCCUUGUGGCUGGCGGAUCGCCUGGCGAAUGUAGGCAAGUUGUUGGGGACGUUUCUUCAGAAUUCGGAGACACUUCGUUGUUUCAUCGCGAAGGGCGGCGUGUCUCUGUUGCUCUCGCUCUGUUCUUCUCCGUCUCUGCCGCCGGCGUUUCUCCACCUCUAUCCGCAGCACCCCCUAGUGGUGACGCUGCGCUAUGUGGCAUCGGCCUCCUUCUCGCUUCCUCACCUUCUUCUCCAGCUUCUUCUUCUCUCUCGGGCGACGAAAAGCACGGAGAAACUCGGCGACCUCGCGGAGACAUGGACGCUCGACCGGUGGCCCGCAUCGGGGGGCGUCCCUCCGGCUUUGAUGUUCAGGACGAGACAUCGAGAGGCCGACAAGUGCCUUUCUCUCGCAGACAAGAAGGCCCUGAUUGCCGCAGUCGACGCGUGCUCGAGUGCACUCCAGGUAGCGGCGAUGCUUGGCCGCGAGCUGGGUCAGGCGUACAGUGUGGGUCUGACGACGCGCUUCGCUUCUAACCACCAGUUGUUUCUUCUGCAGCACUUGGGGCUUCUUCUUCUCCAGCUGCAGAGAGUCACGCCGUUUGCGCUCCGGCUCCUCUACGCGACUUCGCCACCGCUCGCCGACGCCGAGGGGACGCCGUCUCUCCUCAGCAGUCGCCACAACGCCCACGAGCACCCUGCGGUUCGCGCGAGCAAAAGCCUCGCGCAAAGCAACAAGCUUUCUCAGGCAGUCACCAGCGACUCGCUUAUCCUCUCCAGCAACGACAUGCUGUGGAGCAGCCUCGUCGAGUAUGCUUACAGUGUCCCCCCCGACGGCGCAGCAGCCGAAGGCGGCGUGGAAGGGGAAGGCGAAAGACGGCUCGCAGAGGCACGUGUGGGAGGCCCGGACGCGGAGGCCGAGGGCCUGGAGACCCAGGGGAGACAACUUGCCGAAGCGGCGAAGAGAGGAGAAAGGAGAGAGAACCGAGGGGAACGGACUGUGGAUAUGGAGGAGGCGAGACAGGAGGAAAGAGGGGAGGGAAAGGCGAGGGAAGAUGGACACCCGAGGAUAUCGAGGGCGGCGGCGGAGUCCCCAAUCGUGCUUGCCGAAACGCUCAGGGGCAUGCUCCAAACGGUCCGAGCCAUUGUCGUCAACGCAAGCCGCAUGUUGAAUACGAACGCGAUUCGAAGCAAAGGGGGGACGCCGCAGCAGCAGCAGACCCACCUGCAAGUGGCUCUGCUCCAUUGCCUCUCCAUCGGGCUCCAGUGCCGGGAUCUCCUCCGGCCUGUCCCCUCAGCGCCGCUGCCCACGCGUCUCCUCUGUCCAUUCGAGCCGGAGACAGAGUCGGAAAGUGAGGCCUCGACUGCAGAAGGCGAGGAGGAAGGCCGAGAGAGAGAGAAGGAGGCCUGCGGUCGCCCGCGGCGAAGAGCGAGGACGCAGAGAAAGGAGGGGGGGCCGAGUGAGACGGAACAGCCUGAGACAGGAAACGCAAGUCCAGAAGUUGUGAUAGAUGGUCUAGGCGUCAUCAGCACUCUCGCUUACAUCUGCGACGUCCUCGACUGGCUCUACAAACUCCAUGUCGAUGAAAAGAACCGAGGCCUUCUGCUCACGAUGACCUUUGACGCCUUCCACAAGGUUGGAGGCGUCACGGAACUGAUGCGCGUGGUGGACUACGCUUUUGCCGUCAACCUGACAGUGCACUGCUUCUUCGCGCAACGCGCCUUUGCGGGUGUCUGCGGGGCCGAGGCUGAGGGGCGAGAGACGCCGGAGAAACAGGCCUCGCCGCUGAGUUUGGAGGCGUUGCUGCCGCUCUUUCUCUUCGAGGAGACGAGGAGACGCCGGGGGUCCGCAAGCGUCGAUGAUGACAGCGAGGUCUCUCUCCUAGCGUGCUUGGGGAAAUCUGCGGCAGACGAAGAAGACACGAAGGGAGAGAAGAGGGGCAACGCCGAGGAGGGACAGGCGAAGGACUCAGAAGAGGACGCGGAGAAAAGGCGAGAAGCGUUUCUAUGCUGGAUGCGGGAGCUAAUGAAGCAAUUCGAAGCUCUCUCAGAUAAAGACAUGAAAACCGUCAGAGACCUCGCCAGCAAAUGCCUCCAGUGCGCCCUCGCCUACUGCGACAAAGCCACUUCCUGGAAACGCUGCCUGAAUUCCCCAGUCUCGCAGUUUCUGCAGGGCAACUUGGAGCGCCCCUCGUACUUCCAACGCAUGCAAGAGUCGCAAGGCUCCAGAAGUUCGGAUUCGAGCUCGGCGCCCACUUCCUCCUCGGGGGCUUCCAGCGGGGCCUCUGCGGCUCUGGAGGCCAGAGAGACCAAACCGGAGAAAGGAGAGACACAGGCGAGCCGUUCUUGUGGAGACGAAGGAGCCGCCUCGGCGCGGGCGACUUCGGCCCCGACUGGCGAGUCGCCUCGACCUUCUCUCCGUUUCUCCUACACGCCCGAGGGCAUUUAUCAGGCCUAUCUGCGCCUCCAAGAGAACGGCGAAAACGGCGCCCAGGCCCCCGAGGCCCCUGUGAGGCUCCUGCCCCACAACGACUUCAGAACCUGCGAUGUUGUAGGUCUCCUUCGCUCUGUUCAGUGCGAGGCGGCUGCACAUGUCCUCGUUUGGUGGUCCCUCGCCGCGAAGUGUGGGGCGUCUCUGCGUCUCCCCGACGACGCCGCGAUGCUCGCUGUCUCGACGGGCGCACUGGGCGCGAAAGGCCCUGCCGCCCAUGCGGCGCGGCGCCUGCAUGCGCAGCAACAGGUCGCCGAGGCGUUCGUCGCGGCCAGCCGACAUAAAGGAGACAGAGGGGACCGAAAAGCUCGGAGAGCGAGCGAGGAGGACGACGUGGAGAAAUACGUAUCUGAGAGAGAUUGGCUUUUGGGGCCGCUGCUCGCGCCCUUCUUGCAGCGUGUCACCGGAUUUGCCCACAAAGUCACUUACCAUCUCUUCGACACAAUGACGCCCCAGCGGCGAGCGUGGAUUCACAGUGUGUUCAUGGACUUGCCGCCGCCGUCCCGGACGGGCCCCGCGAGCUCUACAGGGACCUCGGGGCGCGCGAGCGGGGGUGCCGCGGGCCGCGGGUCUUUGCAUGCGCGCCGGGCGGCCGUGCUGAGGGCGGCGAUGGUGGAGCAGCUCACUGAAAUGGGUUUCGGCGAGAGUUCAGCGCAGCGUGCAGUCGACGCGACGAACGGCCGCAGCAUCGAGCUCGCGAUGGAGUGGCUCUUCGAGCGACAACGGGAAGAAGAAGCAGCGGCCUCCACCGCUCCGUCUGCUUCUGCGGGUGCUGCCGCGAAUGCGAGCUCCGAAUCGACUGGAGAGAGCGCAGACGGCGCUCGCGGCAGUGCUUCCGGGGAGCCUCCCACGGCGGACAGCUUCGAGGCGUCUGGCCGUGGAGACGCGGCCCCGGCAGAUGGAACUCAACGAACCGGUGCGUCGGGCGCGGAGAGUGGCUCGACGACGUCUGCGGGGACGGUGCUGGCGUCGGGGACGGAGGCAGAGAGUCGGAGUGAAGGCCAUUCGCAGACGAACAGCGCAACUGGCUCAGGCUCAGCAGACGGAGAGGCGCCAGCUGCAGCGCUCGCCUCGGCUUUGACCGCAGAGACUGGCAGAGAUACCGGGGCCGCGGUGCGUGCCCGGGACUCCAGGGCGGAGACGCGACUGCCGUCGGGCACUCAGCCGGCGUCUUUGGGGUCGCCUCUCGCCUCGUCACGGGCCGCGGCAGUCGCGGCGGCCUCCGCCUUGAUGGGCGAGGUGGGACCGUCUUUUGACUACUUCGGUGCCUUUCUUCUCCCGAGCUUCAGCGCAGACGAGAGCGUCUCGAGCAGCGCGUCGGAGCUUGCGAAUGUCACGCGGGCCCUCGUGGCCGCCAUCACUGGAGGCCCAGGGGCAUCGGGCGCGAACGGUUUCGGGCGCGGCCUCUCCUCGGCCUUUUACGGCUUGGGCUCGCGAGGUCGGAGCUCCGGGGGGGGCGACCGAGGGACAGGCCAAGCGACUGAGGCCCUGUUCUUCGUGGCUGCGUCCGCCUCGCUCGCGGGCCGCCUCGACCUCGACGAGGCAUGGGCCGGCGGCAGCCGCGAGAGGCUGCUUGCCGAGGAGACAGGGGGAGAAGGGACAGGCGUCUCUGCAGGCGACGCUGCGGGAGCCGCAGAAGAGCCGAGAAAAGAAGAUUCGACGAGGAAAACUGGCAGCCGCACGGCCGUGUGGGAGGGCCCGAUAUCGGCGCACAUCAGCGACCAGAGGGCUCUGGAAUUCUCGGAGAAAAUCCGGAGACAGAUUGUGCCGCAGCUCUUGAACCUCGUCUGCGUUUUGCCCCAGAGCGCGGCUUCGCUAUGUGAGGCCCUGAUGAAGCUUCUUGGCGCCCCAGUCGAUCUGUCAGUGGACCCGAAGCGUGGACGCCCAGAGAGCGGAGUCGACGCGGGAGAAAAGAGACAGGAAGACGACCCCAAGCGAAGAGACAGCAAGGAGGCAGGCCCCGGAGAGUCCGGCCCAGAGCCCGACACGGCACAGGCCGCUGCGGUGGAUACUCAAGAAGGAAAAGCCGAGGAAAAGCCGCCGCAGCAGGAAGGCUCCGCCUCGAACAUUUCGAAGGGUGCAGGAGAGAAGUCGGCGACAGGCGACGACUUGGAAGGCGCCCCGCUGUCUGCAGCGGCCCUCCUCCAGCAGAUGGGCGAGCGGAAUUUGUUUGUGACGAUGCGGCUUCUGACGACUCGGCUUCUCCACCUCCGGCAGCUCUGUCUCUGCGUGCCUGAGCUGGCGUUUCGUCUGCCUGCGUUGCCUGCGUUCUUUUGCGCGAACGCGAAGAUGUCCACGGCUCCGGACGCCGCGUCGGAGGACGUCUGCGAGCCAGGAACUGUCUCCAAGAUGUGGGGUUUCCGGGCGGGCCUUCUGGCCCUGCGGCUGCAGCAGCAGCUGUACGGAACCUGCUUGCUUCUCGCCCACCUUCUGCAUCGAAAGCGUCAUGCGAAGGGGAUGCUGCUGGCUGUCUGCCACGCAGCUGCUGCGCUGACGCGGCGGAGAACUCCUGCAGAUCGAGACGAGGCUCUCCCGGGGAAGAGAGGCCCCAAAGCCGGUCAGACGCCCGGGGCCAGAGCCCCAGCUGCAGGCCCAGCCGCGCCCCUUGCGAAGAAGAGCGAGCGCGGCGGCGGACCAGACCGGAGACUGCAUGCGCCGGAGAAAGGCCGGACAGGAGGCGCCGGGCGCGAAGCCUGGCUCGGCGUGACAGCCACACUCGCGCGCAACCACCCUGUAGGCAUUUUCUGGAAGCUGAUUGUCUCCACUCUCUCCGAAGAGGCCCUCCUGGCUUCCGCCCACCCCUUCUACUUGUCGGAGACGAAGGGAGUCUUCCUCAUUCCGCAGUUAUUCCGGGAGUCGCUUGGACCGUCGAGCGGCGGGGCCGCGCAUGCAGUUGCAGAGGCUGCUGCCCGAUCGGACGCGUCUUUCGCGAGAGAACCUGGAGUGAAACUCGAAGCAGGCGACGCGAAGACUCCCUCUGAGAGCCCGGAAGGACCCAAUCCUGUCUCGACGCCUGUUCUCCCGAUUGCCUCAUGGUGCUUGCUGGACCUCCCUGCCUCUCCGGCAGCCGCGUCCUCGUCUUCUGCCCCUCUAAUGACCGAUGCCAAAGUAGCUUCAAUUGUACCCUUCCCUUCAGGGCCUCAAAUUCAUCCGUGGUGUUGCCACUCCUCUUCAUGUUCUUCGUGUUCGUCAUCUCCAUCGUGUGCAGUUUCUUCGUCGCCUACAUGUUUAGCUGCGGCAGUGCCAGCGGCGUCGCGGCCUCCACCUUUCAUUCUUCCAGCUCUUUUGUGCAUCCAAGAGCUCUUGCCGCUCUACCUGCUUCAUGAGCGUCCAGCGACAUCUCCGGGGCUGUCUCCGCCCACGCAUGCACCGGGGGCGGAGACAGGCGGAGAGACGCAUCGCGGGGCUCGGUAUCGGGGAUCGUCGCGCUCUGCACCCGCCGGUCCUUCCGAGAAAGGCAAGGCGGGCCGGCAUGCUGCGGCCUCUUCGGACAGCCAGGGAGGCGCCAACGCGUCGACUUCGGGAUCCCAGAAUGCAGGGCCUCUCGCUUCAGCAGGAGGCACAGGCGCGAAGGAACGGGAGACACCUAGCGGACCCGAGGGCGAGGGGAGCAGUCUGACGAGCGGGAGCCCCGGACGCGUGCUGCCGAUUCAUGAGCAAAAGCAGAUGGUCGCCGGUUGCCUAGAUCUCCUCCACUUUUACCCAGGCAUCGACGGAGACACCACCCUUGCCGUCCUGCAGAUUCUGCACCACCUCACAGUCGUCCCCGCGAACGCGCUCCACCUUCUUUUGUACUCACCCAAGGGCAGUCUCCUGUCCCUGCCCUCCGACGUCUCCGGUGGAGACACCGGCACAGAUUCACGGCGAAGAUUCGAGGCCCUCAAGGGCGUUAAACACGAAGAAAGCAGAGAGGAUCCGGAAGACGCCGUCAUGGGCGAAGAAGGAAGUGGAGACACCAAGAGUGGGGCGCCUCUCACUGCUUCUUCGCUCGCAUCUGCCAGCCGCGCUUCGCGCACCGCUUUAGGCGCCAAGACUGGCUCCUGCAAGGUCCCGGCCCUUCCCUUCUUCUCUAUCUCCGCGACGCUCGCUCAUGCAACGUCCUCGGUGGAGAUGCAAGCGGCGCUGCUGCCGCCUCCAGCGAAAUUGGAGGCUUCUGGGACUGAAAGGCCUGUCGAGAUGCGCAGAGAAGACGCGCCCAGAGGCCCCAGCGGAGAGCGCGGCGGGAACUUGGGGGGCGGUCUUGGGCUCCUGCUGAGUAUGCCCAGGACGGCCGGGUGCAACGGCAUGCUGACGCUCAUCCAGCAAAUUGUGUCGCAUGCGUGCGAAGAACAAUCGGUGCUCGCGGCCUUCAUCGAAAACGAAAUCCGCUAUCUCUUUAAACGCGCACAACUCGCCAGCAGGACCUUGUACAGACGAGUCCAUGGAGCCCCGCCACCGUCGGCGGAGGAGGAGGAGAAUUUGCGGCCGCUGGUGCCGGCGGAGGCGAUUCUGGAGACGCUGCAUCCCUUCGUGCAGCGGACGCCUGUGCUCGUGGAGCAGAUUCUUCGCGGGUGUUGUCAGUUUUGCUCCACUGCCUGUGCGUCUCGAGAACAGGGCGGGGAGCAGACAGAGCCGUCAGAAGAAGGCCUUCCAGGAGCUUCAAGCAAGCCCCCGGUGGAGGACAGUCGACCUGAGACACAGGCGGCCGGAGGCUCGGCCAGCCACGGGUCGAGAAACGAGGAAAAGAGAAGUCCCCCGUCGGCUUCUGUGACACCAGGGCCUGAGGGCGAGCGCGGCAGGACGCCUGAAGCGAUGAAGACAACAGAGGAACAGGCCGCUUCGGCGUCGGUGAGGAGCGAGGAGAGAAAGACAGGUGAUGUCGACGUCCACAUGGAGAGCGAGGAGGGCGAGACAUGUGCAAAGGAAGGUGCAGGUUCGAAGAAAAUCGGAAGUGGAGAAGAAGGGCCGCCAAGCGACGAGGGAAGGGAGAAGACAGCAGAAAAGGAGGAAGCCGAGAAGGUGUCGCCUCCUGCACCGCCGCCUGAGGCGAUUCCGUGCGGCAUCUACGUCGGCCACAAAAAGGGAUUUGUUUUCCGGCGAGGCAUCCAGGGUGUGGGGUACUAUCCAGAAGCUGAGGGCGAGAAACACACGGACGGAGGGGAGAGGAGUGAGCCUGUGGUGCUGCUCCGGUGGCUGGAGGACCACGAACGCGCCCAGACGCUUCCGCAUCAAAAGAAAGUGAAACGCCUUCUUCUCCAAGCUCGCAAGAGCCCGAACGUUGCGGCCCUGCUCAUGGGGGUCCUGACCGACUACUCGGUUCUGUUCCUGAACGUCGAGGCGAUGACUCGUCUCGCCUCCGCGCCUUUACAGCAGCAGCCGGAGCAGGGCGAGGCGAAGGCCUCCGAGCUCGGAGACAAGAAACCGCUUGACGGGGACGGAUCAAGAGACUCGACAGCUGGGCCAGGAGGGGAGAAACCUUGCGAGAAACGGAAGGGAGAACAGGAAGAAGGCGUAUCGAGGGCAUGGCGAAACCUCGACUCUGUUCUCCACCCGCCUGGAGUUUCUCUCAAAGGUGACACGGAAGGCUGGGCGUCGAAUGUCAGGCCCAUGUAUCCUUUUGCUCUGACGGCGGACUCACUGUUCUACAUCAUGAUUCAACUGAUCAGCUCGUACCCUUCUGUCUUGCCUCUGCUCUGCAAGCCAAUGCCCCUCCUGUCGGCCCCCACCCCCGCGACCGCGUCUGCGUGCGCCUUCGAAGUCCUCCAGGAGGGCCGCGCUGGGCGCGAGCGUGACGACGGUGCCGCUGUACCGACUCGAGGCGAGGACAAGGAAGGCAUUGAAGGUUCCUCAGAAGAGAAAUGCAAGCCUGCAGGAGCCUUCUCCAUCCCGAAACCGCUGCCCCUCCACAAGCUUCGUGGCGGCUCUGGCCACCAAGCAGGGACUCUGGAUUCAGCUGCCUCUGUGACGAACGCUGACCUGUCAGGCCCUGGACGAGUGGAUGGCAUGCAUGCGCCAGCUUCAGGCGGAGGUAGCGCAGCUCCCGGAACUCCCAGCGCGGAGAUGAUUCGGCUGUAUCUACCCCAGCCGCCUCCUUGGGUUUUCACGAGUUCCUUGCCUUCUCUGGUGGGGGAGGCGGCCGCCACACCCAGUGGCUUCGACCUCAGUCGCAUCCUCCACUCGCAUCACGGCCAGGUCCCUGGGGGCGCAGGCGAGCGCCGAAGCAGCGGCUUGGCUCGAGGCGAGAAGAAGGCGGAGGAGGGACCGCCUGCGCAGGCAACUGCCGGGAGUCUGACGGCGCGUUCCGGAGGCGAGGAAGAGAAGGAAACGGACUUUGCCUCCUUCUCGGCCGAGCCAUCGGAUGCGUCUGUCUCGUGUGGGGCGGCUCCUGUGGCCCAGGUCGGGGCCUGCGCCCCAAAGGGUCUCUGCUCUUCCUCGGCUCCCGUGCGCCCCCUGCUGGACUACUUGCUGCGGGAUGUGCUUUCUCGCUUGUUGACCCUCACGCUGCCACCCUUUGCAUGCACAGACAAGACCUACGCAGCUGCGCUCGAGCUGCAGCGCGAAAAGAAGCUCUCGGUGUCUUCUCUCUCGCUCGGGAGCAGCCCGGCGCUGGUGUCGCUCAAUCACUUCCUCCAGCUUCUCGGAGCGAUGGCUUGCUGCAGCUUGGACAUCCGGAAAGUACUUUUCCAGCAAGUGAGUGGCGCGCUCGCGUCUCUCGCUCGGGGUGUCUCCUUCGCAUCGAAUCCGGCGCUUCUGUCCAGGACGGGUCGAGAAAGACGCGAGAGCUCAGGCGACGUCUUCGACAUCGACCAAGAGGUCUUGAGGUCCCAGCAGAGAGAGCACAUCCAGCUCCUGGCGGCUGAGGAGCAGCGCGGCGCAGAAGGAACCGACUGCUACGCCCUCGCCGCCGCUGUCGCCUCUGCGGCCGCCACCGGCAACAACGCCCGGGGGUUCGGACUCAAGGACGCGCGAAGGGGCGCUUCGGCGCAUGCAGCACAUGCUGUGCAUGGAAGCCACCUGGGAAAGGCCGCGGCGGCUGGUCAUCUUCCCGGAGGUCCUGGAGCCCUCGCUGCGUCGGCGUCGAGCGUGCUCGGGGCCGUGGCUGGAUCGACGCGGGGCGGCGAGAAGGAAAGUCGCGAGGCCAGCGCCUCGAGUGUGGUUUUGCUGCAGUAUCGUCUGCCUGCGGACUUGCAGAUCACGGCGUUCUACACGUUGUCUUCGCUUCUCUACCGCCUCUUCACGCUUCCGAAAGAGCUCCCCCCGAACCCCCUUCUUCUUCCUUUGUCCUCUACUGCGCCGCCUACACAGAACGAAGCCAACCCCGAGGGGAACUCGAGCAGCGGGAUCCCCCGCGGCUGUGGAGUCAGCGGACCUCUGCCCUUCUCCGGUCGCGGAGGCCGCAAAGAUGACGACGAGGCAGACAGCGGAAAUUCUUCGAGCGGCGGGCCUUCUGGAGGGCGCAGCGGGGCCGGCGCGUCUUCGACGUCUUCCGGCACGGGGCGCGAAGGCCGAGCUUCCGGUGCGUCGAUCGCCGUGCGUGGAAGGGUCGCGAGUCUUGCGGAGAAUGGAGAGACAGUGGGUGGAGAACAGGAACCGCGAGACGAAGCGGCUGUCGCCGCUCGAGUGUCUGAUUCGGGGCUGCCGCCGACCACAUGGCUGGCCGCAAGCAGGAACCAGGCUUCGUCGGCGCGCCAGCAGGGUGGAAGCGGAAGGCCUGCGUCUGGCUCGCGAGGCACGACGAAUGAGAGUCGCUCUUCGGCCGCGAGAAGCUCCGGGGCGAGUGCCUCGGGAGAGGGCGAGGGAGACCCGCCAAAAGGCCCGAGCGCGGGGAAUCUGUUCUCUGGAGGCGACUGCAAAAACGACGCUUCGGGGCAGGGGAGCUCUGCGCCGCGGCCGGGGCCAACAGCCCCGGGGCCGUCGUUGAAGAGUCAGUACGGCCUGUCUCUGGACGAUUUGCAGCGGCUGCGAGACUCACUUUCGCUCUUUCUUUUCCAGCUCCCUCUGCACAGUGAAGACGCGUUUGUCUCCGUCACGAUCGCCGUGCGGUGUCUCACUUUCCUGACCUCUCCAGAGCUCCUGGGCUUGCCUGCGGUUUCCCGAGACGCGAGCAAAGACCGACUCCGGGGCAGGGGAGCUGAGGGCCGCGGAAAAUCCAGAGGCACUCGCGGAGGCGCAGAGGAAGAAGACGAGGAGGCGCGGCGCAGACGCGAGAGGGCGCGGCGCGUUCGGCGAGCGAGCGAAAUGGAGGACGACGAAGAAGACGAGGAGGAAGAGGGAGAAGACGACGAGGGAGAUGGCGAGGAAGACGACGAAGAAGAUGAAGACGAUGAAGACGAAGAGGACGACAUCGAACAGGACGAGGACGAAGACGACUGGGACAUUGAGGAGGAGCCGGAAGACGAAGACGGCGAGGUGGCGCUGCAGUGCGAGUUGUUUGAUUUGGAGGAUGACGAGGAUGAAGACGACGAAGACGACGAGAUGGGAGGAGAAGACGAUGACGAGGCUGUGGGGUUGACAGACGAAGAAGACGUCGAUGCGGACUCCGCAGAUAGCGAAGACGAAGCUCCCGCGGCGGCGGGCGCGGGCCUGACAAGCACGCGGGAGUUGCCACACGAAGUCGAGGAAGAAGAAGAACUUCUGCGCGAGACGGGAGAAGUGGAGGAGGAAGAAGACGAAGAAGAAGACGAGGAAGACGACGAAGACGACGACGCGCCGCGCAUUCGGGAGCGGGGCGACUUGGACUACGAGGAACUCCUAGACGAAGAAGAUGAAGACGACGAACUGCAGCCUCAUGAAGAAGAAGCCCUGAUGGAGGAUGACGUUUCAGACAUUGUGUCCUCGCUCACUGGUCGCAGAAGGCGAGACACAGGCGACGGCGACUCUUCUCCGGACGCAAGCAGCGACGAAGACCACGAGGACCUGGGAGACGGCCAGGACGGCGACGGCCCAGACAGCGCGUCCGAGGCGCCCGACCAGGAAGAUGAGAUUUCCUCGGCAAGUCCGCUGGAAGGCGCAGCGACUGGGCACGGAGCUUCUUCGUCUGAGACGAGCGGGUCUUCUGCGCCGGCGGAGGGAGCCGCAGAGGAGGACUCGGGAGGCGGCCAGGGCGAGACUUCUCGAAGUCGCCUUCGCUUCCUCAACGCCACGACUGAAGACGGAGAGACGGGGCUCGCCAGUGCCUUUGCGUCUGUCUCUGGGGCCUCGUCGGAGACUCGGGGGCGCCUGCCGGGCGGCAGCGCGCGCCGACCCUCGUCGAGCUUACCGGGCUUCUCUCCGGAUGACAUGGAUGACGAUGACGACGAUGAUGACCUCGACGACGACGAGGAAGACGACGAUGACGCGGAUGACCUUCGUUUCCAUUUCCACCUUUCGGCAGACGCCCACAGAGAACUCGUCUCGGCGGUUCGAGGCGUCGUUUCUGGAGGCCGCCGCCAGGGCGCGGCCCGCGACGGCUUCGACGACGAGUUCUCCGUGGACGUCCACCUGGGCCCGCAGCGCACGGGUGCGUCCCUGGGACGCGUCUCCAGCGGGGCAGGCGGCGCAGUUCGCGGGCGAGAUGCAGGGGCUCGAGGCCUGGUCGGCGCGGCCUCCAACUUCUUUCGGACGCCCGGCGGAGACAGUGCGGGCCUCGGGAACGGGGGAGCGCAUUUCUUCAUCGGGCGAGGGAGCGGCUUCGGCGCGCAGGGCGCUGGCUCCACACGGUCCCCUUUCUUGGCCUCACCGCAGGCGUCGGGGUUCGCCCCCUUCUUGGGCGGGAACUCCGCCGGAGGCUCCGUGUUUUCGCUUUUCGCCGGCCCCGGCUUGGGCUCCAUCCUCGACGUGGCGCUCGGCGCUGGCGCUGGCGCCCAAGGGACGGGCGCGGCCCACCCGACGCUGGCGGCACUGACUGGCCAGACGGGCUACCAGCAGACGUGGACGAGCUGGGAUGUCUCGGCGAUUCCAUCCGAGCAUCCUCUGUUUUCCUCUUCUCUCUGUCGCGCGAGCCACAGCAACGGGGCCUCGACUCCGGCGUCGCCGCUCCAAGGCACCUCUGCGUCGGCAAGCGGGGCCGGUCCAGAGCGGGGCGCGGGGUCUGGAGGUUUUGGAGCCCGUGCCAGCGGCGGAAGGCCCAGCGGGUCUGGGCGCGACGGGCGCAUCAACGAGCGGUUCCUCAUUCAGCACUUGCUCGAGGAUUUGUCUCAAGCUUUCGGAUCGGAGAUUUUGAGGACGCCCCCCAGCGGAGGCGCCCCAACCGCGCGUCGCUUGACUUCGUCUUCGCAGAAUCUGGAGUCACCUCGCCACCAGGCCGGCGCCGCAGGUGCAGAGAGCCACCCGUCACGGGAGGCGAGGCACGAAUACGAGGGCCGCGACGACGGCGCCGGCUUCGAGGCCCUGUACGGGAACAUGAACUUCUUCGAAGAAGUUGAACAUGCACAUCAACAGCGCCUCGCGGCCGCCGCGGUUCUCUCGCGUCUCGCCGUAACGGGGACAGGCAGCGGGGCCUUUCUCAGCCUCGACGACGUACCCUUCCCUGUGGCCGCACCUACGCAGCCCGAAGAGCCGGACUCACGCGAAGCUGGCGAGAGAGAAGAGAUGGAAGCCGCGGCGCUGGAAGCAGAUCAAGCAGAAGAAGGUGAGGAAGCGAGCACAGGUGAAGAGCGACCAGGUGAAGAGCGCCCAGGUGAAGAGCGCCAGAGAACAGACACAACAACCGGGGCGGAGGGCGAACCGAGUUCAGAGGAGGCGCGGAGAGCUCAGAUUUCUGUGGCUUCCACUCCACAUUCUGACAGACCAGAGGGAACGGCACUUCGCGAAGGAACCGUGGACGCCGGCGUUUUGCCGGGUGCCUCGGUGGAGCCUGCGGCAUCAGCUCAAAGAGAAGAAAUGGAGGUCGAUAUGGAGGCCGCGCCUGCGCCGACGCCUCAGGCUCCCCAGAGGGAGACUGUGGAAGAGAGGUCUCCGGAGACAGAACCGAGAGACGCGGGCCAGGCAGCUGAAGAAAGCGGCGACACGCAUCUUCAGGGGGCCAUUCAGGCGUCUGUGGAGACAGACGAAAUGCCGUCAACUUCACAAGACACCGCAAACGCGAACGAACAACCUCCCACGAGUGAUUCUACUUCCUCUUCUUCUCCAUCCUCUGCUUCUUCCUCUUCUUCUUCAUCCUCUGCUUCUUCCUCUUCUUCUUCGUCCUCUUCUUCGUCCCCAGAGGAAGGGGGUGGUCCUUUGGCUCCGUUGGCCCGGGCGUUGGGGUUGACGGAGGCGCAGUUGUUUGACGCGGCUGGAAUGGAUCCGUCGUUUCUCGAGGCACUGCCGGAGGACCUGAGAGAGGAGAUUGUUGUGCAGCAGCUGCGGCAGUUGACAAUUCAAGCUGUCGAGCAGCGUCGGUCGGAGAAUGAGAGUUUGUGCUCUGCGCCUCCAAGUUCCGCGGGCGAAGAAGCCCCCAGGGCGACUGAGGCAGAAUCGGCAGCCGCGACGCAUGCGGCGACUGAGGCGGUCGUAGGCGGGCAGCCAGCGGAGGCGUCUGGACCCCAACCGACGUCUUCUUCUCGACGUCCAGGCGGCGCGCCACCGCUGAGCGAGAUUCGUCGGGAGUAUCUGAGUGCCUUGCCUUCGGCACUGCGGCAGCAGGUGAUUGCGGCAUGUCGCGCGAACGAAGAAACGUCAGGAGACAGUGGAGCCCAGCAGAGAGCGUCGACGUCUCAGGAGCAUAGCGACGCGGGAACAGACCUUGACAACGCGACCUUCCUCGCGACUCUGGACCCCGCCCUCCGACAGGAGGUUCUCCUGACCGCGGGCAGCGACUUUCUGCGGACGUUGCCGACAGAAAUCAUGGCUGAGGCUUCGCUGUUGAGAGAGCGCGUCCUCCAGCGGUCCCAGCACGCCCGCAGCGCGCGCGACCGAGGCGCCGCCGCGCAGGGCGGCCGGGGCGACGGAGAUAGGGCCCGCGGGAACGCCUCGGCGCAUGGCCGCGGGGACCGAGACCGUGCCGGCCUCCAGCACUUCCUAGGCUUCAUUCGCGGGAACAACGGGGGAGCCGGAGGCGCGGCCACUGCAGGGACCUCGAGCCAGACGGGGGCUUCUUCUCGCAGCAGAAGUUCGACUGGGGCGGGAGCUUCGCAGGCUCGAGGUGGGCAGGGCGCCGGGAGCGGCGGCGGUGCGCAAGCCCCGAUUUUUUCGUUCGGAACUCGAGUGGGCUUCGAGGGAACCGACAACUUGCUGGGCGAACGCGGAAACGGCGACUUGUACCUGGCGGGGCUGUUCGACUUCCUCGACUCGCAGAUCCUUCAGGGCGGGACUUUGGAGGAGAGCGGGAGAGCCGGCCUCGGCCGCCUUCAGAGCCGAGGCUCCGCGCCCCUGUUCGGCGUCCAAAGCUUCCCCUCACCGUCCGCGGAGGACGGCUUGGGCGCCGGAGGCGCAGGAGGCCGGGGCCGGUCGAUGGACCGCGACGGCGCGGGCUUCUUGGGGACGCGAGGGGGUGUGCGCGGCGCCGGGCCGCCCGAAGCUCGGAAUUUGUCUCUUGGUGCAGGGAAUCCGCUCCUUCAGGAGUCCGCGGUGUUGUCGGGAACUCCAGCGAGCCCUGCAGGCGCUGCCGACCCACUCUCGCUUUUGCGGGGGUCACAUGCGCCGGUGCAACGCGCCUUUCAAGGCGCCGACCGAACCCCAGGCCUCUCUUCGAACUCCGCCCUCGAGCGCUUCCUCCAGGGCACAUGGGCGGCCAUCGCCGCGGCAGCCUCCAACUCAAAUUCAUUUGGAGGUGUGACGAUUUCAGGCAUUCCGUCCUCUCGCAGUGCGCUGAUUGUCAAUCCGAACUCGGGGACCUACCCCCUCCUCGUUGGAGCGGGUCUCGCGGCGCCCGGGAGCGCGGGCGCCCCGAGCCAGGGGAGCGGGGCCGGCGCCCAGCUGGGGUCCUCGUCGGGCUUCUUCGGCGGUUCCGUCCCCGGCGGCGCAGGCACCCAAGUGAAUGUGCUGUUGACAGGGGGCCUUCUGGGCCAGGGAGGGGGAAAUCUCCUUUCGCUGCUGUCGUCUUCGAUACGCGGCGCAGGCGCGCGCCCGGCGAUGGUUGCGGGCGGCCGAGACAUGCUUGGGAACGGACUGAGCUUCUCAGGGACCUCUGGUGGAGGCCUCUCGGGAACUGUGGUGACUAGACCCGACGGAGUUGUCGAUGGCCUCUCAGCUCUGAACGAGUGGCUGCUGCUGUCUCCGUCCGUGAAUGCCGCGGGGCAUCCUUCGUCGUUCGCGGGCGCCUCAGGGCUCCAGACCGACGGCGGCUUCCGUGGAGGAGCAACAAGCCGCCGCGGGAGCGACGGCGGCUACGAGGUCGUCGCGAGAAGUCCUGCGGGAUUCUACUUGCACGGAGGCAGCCCGUUGCGAGGACCCCGCCCGCCGUUCCAUCCUUUGGGCGUUCUCGGCAUCUGCAGACUCUUCUACCUCCGAAAAGAAAUCAACAGAAAGCUCUUCUUCACUCUCCUUUGCAACGUGGCGUCUGCCCACCAAGACGCCUGGCACCUCCUUGUUCUCCUUUUCCUAGUCAUAUGCUGGUCCGCUGCUCCUGACUGCCACCAACCGGAGUCUUCCUCCGCGCGCUCGAGUGCUUCUUCGCCCCCGCUGUCUUCAGUGGGUUUCCCACCGUCCGCCUUGUACGGCGCGUUAUUUGAGGGGGCAUCUUCGAACGCCGUGGCGCUCUUUGAGAGGCCAUCAGCGGCGGCGGUGGCGACGGAGCGCGUUCUCGAACAACUGCGGAGUCUCCUGACUGUUUUGCCUUCCGCCUCGGCGGCUUUUGCGCACCGCAUGCGCCACCCUCAGGCGGUGUCCCUGCGGGAUGUCGCCUAUCCUUCGUCACUCUCGGCUAUCUCUUCCCUCUUUGGGAAGAAGGACGAGAAGGCGCCGCGCGUGGCGAGCGCGCCGCACGAUUUCGGACCCGGCAGGGACGAGCCGAAGAAAGGCGAGGACAAGAAGCGAGAGAUCCAGGGCAAGGGAGGUGCAGGCCGCAGCCGAGGGCGUCAGGGCGAAGACGACCGGAAACCAUUGGAGGAGCCUGAGAAAAGCGGCGGAAAGAAGGACGGCGCGAACCUGGCGAAGAAGGAGAAGGGAUCGAGAGACCGCGGCGCGGCAGCCGAGCGCGGAGACGGUGAAGAGAGGGGAGAGGCGACGCACGGAAGUGACGCGACGGAAGAGAGCGCCUGUGCGGCGAAACCUCGCGCAUGUAUCGAAAGGAAAGAGGAAGCCGCCGCGCAAAACGGAUACAUCGCCGCAGAGAAGGGACGCGAGUCUGAACUCUUCGCUUCGGCCUGGCGCAGGCGAACAGGUGGAGGAACGGAGGAAGACGGGCGGUCGCGAGGCAGAGAAGAGAGAGCUGCGACGCUUGGAGGCCGCGGCGCGUGCGACGACGAAGACGCGCUCGGUGGGUCGAGGAGGUCGGGAAGCGGAGACGGAGAAGACCUCGUCCACGAACUGAGGAGAAAGAAGAAGCGACGAGAGUGGAACGGCGCGGCCCUGAGUUUCGGCAUCGGAUCGUCGCCCAGCGCCUCGGCUCUCUCUCCGGUCGGUGUGCAACCGGGGGGAGGCGAGAAGGAAGGUGGGGAAAAGGAGACAGGACGAGCGGGGACAGCUGUCUCCACUGACGGCCAAUGUCUCCCUGAGGGCGUAGGAGUCAAGAAGGAACCCGAAGGCGGUGCGCUCGCGCCGCGAGCCUCCUUUGGAGAUCCUGCGGCUUCCUCGUCUCGCGUGAUUCCAGGCACGAAUGAGAGGGCGUCGCAGAUGAGAGAGCGGAGAGAAGAAGAAAAGGAAGGGAAGAGUGCCGUUUCAGCGGGACGAAUGGUACCGCACGAGAAGUCGGGAGGCAGCUCAGGAUCUCCUCCUGGAAAGGAUGACGAGAAAAAGAUCGUAUUCGGAGAGGGCAUCAAGGAGGCGACACUCGAGUACCCCAUCAAUGUCCUCAUGACGCUGACAAGCGGGACUCUGUUCCAGUCUUCUCCGCGACUCAUGAAUCACCUGCUGUCGGCUGUCUACUUCCUCCUCGUGGGUGGAGACGGAGCUGGAUCCCGCGAAGGCGAAGGAUCUGCGACGAAGGCAAGCAGCUCUCAGCGUCGAUCGGGCGCUUCUGCUUCUGCGCCUGAGCGCGGGGACUCUCCUGGCGUGACGGGUGCUUCGGAGUCCAGCGGGAGUCCGCCCGUAGAGACAGUAUCUUCAGGAGCUCCAGGUGUGUCUGAAGAUGCUGGCGCCGCGGCUCCAACUGUGACUGUGGCGUCUAAGCCCCGUCCCGAGGAGACAGGCAGUGGAGCUGUAAGCGCGUCCGGCCCUUCGCCGGAGAAGGAGAACGCGAUGCUGCGGGUGGUUUCUCCGACCGCCGGCCGGGCGCUGUGUCAGCUUCUCUGCUCGCCGAGCGUCGCGGCUUCCUGGUCUCAAGGCGCGCACACUCCGCAGCAGCGCGAGGCGCACCAGCAGCAACUGAACUUGGUCGCGAAAGUCGUCGGGUGUCUGUACAGCUCGACGCAGCACCGCGCGUGGGUCGAGGAGGCGCUGAAGCAGAACGCGACGACGCUGAGCCGGGGCAUCAGCGACGAACUGCGCCUCCUCGCAGAGACCAUGCGGGCGUCUGUCCGCUUCUUGGGCCGCGACAGCGGGUCCCCGGAGCCUGCCCUCAGCCCUCACGACGACUUGUGGAGAAGAAGAGACCUUUUGGAUCCUCAGCUGGCGGCCUUCAACCGACUCUGCUCGACGCUGAGUGACGUGUUGAGCCAGAUCGAAGAACAAGCUGGCGGCAAGGAGAAGGAGCGAGAACAAGAGCGCGCCCCGCGGUCGCCAACCUCGCAGGGGAACAACGCCUCGGCUGUGUGUCGGGCCUCGCGCGCGCCGAGUGGCCAAGAGGCGGAAAUGCGGGAGACGGCGGCGCCUGGAAGUUCGUCUUCAGCGCCCACCCCAGGGGCUCCAGAGGGCCCCCCCGCUGCGAGUACGUCUCCGGAGAGAAGCGAAAAAGGUGGAGGAUCUGCGGGCUCUUCUGAGGCGCGAGACACCGCGCUCCAGUCUCUGGAAGCUGCGGCGCUGGAGGCGAUUGAAUCGCUGAACACUGUCGCGAUGUCGACUGCGUCUCGCCAGACUGGGGCUCGGGCCAGCGGCGGGAAGCGGGGCGAGGGGGCGGAGAGCCGCGAGAGGGUUUCUUCGGCGCUCGUCGCGUUUCGGAACUUCUUUGAUCAGUCGGGUGUUGCGUUGAUUUGGGAGCAACUCGACGACGUUCUGACCGCCGUGGAAGAGUGCUACCCGUCACUGACCAUGCAGGUGGCUGCUCCGGGGCUCCUCCCGCCCCGCGAGGCCCGACGGCGACUGCCGGCCGCGGUGCGAGAAGGGGAUGAGGGUGAGGCGCGCCGCGAAGAAGAGGAUGACGAAGGGAGAGGCUCCGAGGGGAGGAGGCGACGCGUGCGACGAGAAGAAGAACUGGAGGAGGAGGAAGAAGACGGGCGCCGGCGCGAAGACGCUGAAGCGUCGGGCCUUGUGGACGGCGGCCGCGAGGUAUGGCCCGCGAGCGCGGCCGCGACCUCGGCGCCGACAGACGACGCGGCGCCCCUCAUUCUCUCUCAACUGCUUCCGAUCCUCGAGGCGUAUUUGCAGGUUCACCAGACGUGCAUUGCGGCGGACUACGACGUGAAAGAGGUGGCGGACCUGGGCCAACUGGAUCUCUUCUCGCUCGCGUCCGAGGCCGCGAAUGCGCCUUGCAUGAAAGUCGGAACGCCCGACAGCAUGGCGAGUCCCGAAGACGAGAAGAGGCGAACCACAACGCAAGAAGACGCGCUGUCGCCCCGCGUGGACUCCAGGGCCGCAGGCGACACUGGCCAGCUCGCGCCGCUCUCGCCUUCGGCGCAUGCAUCCGCAGCGACGGCGAGUCCGAGUCAGAGACACGCGGAACUGUGCUGCUUCGGCGAGCGACACAAGGCGUCGAUCAACGCACUGGUCAAACAGACGCCGUCGCUCUUGACCACCACGCUGCAGCCCCUCCUCAAACUCGCCCCCAUGACUGUGGCCUUUGAAAACAAGCGCCUCUACUUCCGCCACAAAAUACGCGAAAUGCGCCAGAGCGCGCGAUUCGAGACCAUCCGCCUGUCGGUCCGCCGCGACCAGGUCUUCACCGACUCCUACCACCAAAUUCGCAUGCGAUCGGGCGAGGAAAUGAAGGGGAAACUGAACGUGCAUUUCACAGGCGAAGAAGGCGUCGAUGCAGGCGGCCUGACUCGAGAGUGGUUUUCUCUCUUGGCUCGGGACAUGUUCAAUCCGAACUACGCCUUAUUUCGCAGAGAAGGAGCGAAGAGCGAGUUCAACCACCCCAAUCCGCUUUCCUCGAUCAACCCCGAGCACCUGCACUACUUCAAAUUUAUCGGCAGAAUCAUCGGAAAGGCCCUCUUUGACGGACAACACUUGAACGCGUACUUCUGUCGGUCCUUCUACAAGCACAUGCUCGGAAGACGUUGCGUGACAGCCGACGCUGAGAGUAUCGAUCCAACUCUGUACAACAACCUCCUGAAAAUGCUGCAGUAUUCUCUCGAAGAUCUUGGCCUCGAGCUCACGUUCAGCACGGAGGUCGACGAGUUCGGCAUGCACCGUAUCGAGGACCUCAUUCCGAAUGGACGAACGAUCCCGGUGACGGACGCGAACAAGCACCUAUACGUUCAGCUGAUUUGUCAGCGAAAGAUUGUCGGCGGCAUUCAACAGCAGCUGGAGGCAUUCCUUUCGGGAUUCCACGAGUUGAUUCCGCCGGCGCUUAUCUCGAUUUUCGACGACAAGGAACUCGAGCUUCUGCUCUCUGGCCUGCCCACGGUCAACCUCGAAGAUUUGAAAGCCAAUACGGACUACGUGAACUUCCUCCCGACGGAUCAAACGAUCGUCUGGUUCUGGGAGGUCAUGAACGAACUCGACGAACAACAGCGUGCGGCCUUCCUGCAGUUCGUCACAGGAACGUCGCGAGUGCCGCUCGGAGGCUUCAAGUUCCUUGUUGGCAUGCGCGGACCUCAGAAAUUCUCCAUUCAGAGAGCGUACGGCGAAAACAAGCUGCCUACGGCCCACACCUGUUUCAACCAACUGGAUCUGCCAGGGUAUAGCAGCAAGCAGCUGCUGAAGAAGAAGCUUCUUCUGGCGAUUACGGAGGGCAAAGAAGGGUUUGGUUUUGUGUAAACUGUCCAGGCUUGCACAGCUUCUAGUCCGUGUUUUUUUGCUGCCGUAGUUUUCCUCUAUUUGAAAGUGUCAAUCUCCCUCCGUAUGAUUUAGAUUGAUGGUCACUUGCUGGCACGGAAAACGGGGGAAGAAAGUCAAGCCGUCCGCACUGCUCGCUUCGUCUUCUGUGUGUCCUACCCUUGGUGCUUUGUUUUUUUCGUCUAUGCUCUUUCUGCCCGGUCUCUGCGUGCGACGGUGGCGUGCGUUAAACGAAUCCAAGCUCGGUGAUCUACACCCUGCGUACUCACAAAUAACUUCACUUAUGUACGCGUAUGCAAGUGGCUACGUUUCUGUCUUUUGUGAUCCGUUCCUUUAAAUUACCUUCGAGACUAGACGUCGAAUGACCUCUCGUUUGACUCUGGCGCAGAGGUAUAUCUGUGCUGUUUUUUCGCAAGCGCGAGAUCUCAGCAAUUCUUUAUAGCGCGCCCGCCGCAAGAAGUGUGACUGCGUUCUACCUCUUUUCGUGUGCCGUCGUUGCAAGUGGUGCUUUGGCCUGUUUACUUUUUGUUUUGAGAGCGACGUGUCUGUUGCGUGGGAAAAGCGAUACGCGCUGUAACCAGCAUGGAAUCGAGGAAAGAAAUCAGCUCCAGCCAAUGGGGAAACACUUCCGCUCCGGGGGUGGAAGUCGCUCGGGUUGUCCUUUCAUUGAACGCGCUCUUUGUUUCUCUAGAUCUAGUUUUUUUCCUCGACCAGGAACUUUCACAGCGGUGUAGCACUUUACAUUUUUGAACGUUUAUUUACUCGCAAACACUCAUCAGUCCAG